Saccostrea cuccullata (small rock oyster) is the source of this 903-nucleotide messenger RNA. Its product is annotated as death domain-containing protein CRADD-like. The record is from RefSeq and is a predicted model, not a curated record. Gene Ontology annotation, biological process: signal transduction. Gene Ontology annotation, molecular function: protein binding. The transcript is spliced from 2 exons. Bases 74 to 370 code for a protein of 98 amino acids. NCBI's taxonomy places the organism in Eukaryota, Metazoa, Mollusca, Bivalvia, Ostreida, Ostreidae.
GUUCAUUAAUGAUUUCAUUUCAGACUAAUGUUGACCUGAUUCCAGAUGGUGAAGAACUUAAAAGACAGCAUUGAUGGCAGGAGCUAGCAUUCAAGACAGGCCUCCCACAGAGAAAGAACUGGUGGAAGUCAGCAAACAUAUCGGGGCCGGUUUCGAGCUUUUGGGAGCGUACCUAGGCAUCAACAGCAUAAAGAUCCAACAAAUUGUGAUGAACAAUAGCUUCAGUGUAGAGACACAGAUUUUUAAAAUACUUGUCGCCUGGAAACAGAAGGAGGGACGUCAAGCCACAGUGAGAAAACUCCUGGAGGCCGUAAAAAACAGCCCGGGGAACAUUAAUGUAGGGGAGAUAGAGAGGAUUUUUGACACGUGAUGUUUGACAUGUGAUAUUUGACUCGUGAUAUUUGACACAUGAUAUUUGACAUGUGAUAUGUGACUGUGUGAUUUAGUAAAUCAGAAUCACAUCUCCCUCCCAAGCCCUUACUAACUACAGACAGGACCUGGAGGGUUAGAAUCACAUCAGAAUCAAUCUGAUUAUUAUCCAGUUUAUUUGGUAAGGCUUAUAUUAAAAGAUAAUAGUACUGAGAUGACAGAAACAGACUAAACAAAUUUUAAUUUAAGGUCAAAAUUUAAGUGAACAGUGUUUCUGUAAUAUUUAUACUUUUUAUAACUUCUCAGUUUGAUUAUAUUGAAUUCUGAAGCUACCAUACUCAAUGGGUGCAGAAAAUAAUGAUAAUAGUUUGUUUCAUAUUUGAAUGUGUUUAUAAACCCAAGACUUAUUUCUCCUCUAAACCAUUAUUUCUCUAUUAAACACUUUGAUCUCUGAUAUAUGCAUAAGUCACUGAAGUGUAGAAUUUUUCAGUAGUUACUAUGCUGUAUGAAUGUAAUCCAGUGUUUUUUCAUGAC